UUUGGAGAAGUAACAAAAAUAAUUGCAUUAAUAUCAGAUAAAAUAAUAAAAUGCAUCCCUGUGUCUUUAAUUCGGAGAACUCGAGAUUAAAAAUUGAAUCAACGUAUUAUCUGAUCAUAAAGUAACAAAUAACGAAUGAUAAGAAUAAACAAUCACCUGUUCUAGUAGAUUAUACAGAUAUAUGGUUCAUAGAUGGCGCUGGAAUGCCCUUUUGACUAAAAAUAAUUCAGAUUUUGCAUUUAUAUUGUUAUAACAAUAGUGUACGCAUAUUUCAGCUCUGCCAAGGUUCAAUCCAGCAUAUAAUUUUGCAGGCUCUGUUAAUUAAUGUCUAUAUUACAGUGUUAUGAUAUUGAUAUACUGUGAACAUCAUUAAAUUAACCUUUAAACGCCUCCCAAGUGAAGUUCGCCAAGUUUUUAUCAGAGUUUUAGUUGUAAACAAUAUUAAAACUGAUAAUGGAAGAUCUAAACUUGAAAUUAUUUCAAUUUCAAACACUUAACAACAAUGUGGACAUGUAUAUUCCUAUUCCUUAUGAAGGAUGCAUCAAAGAAUUGGCAUAUUUGCACAUUAUCAACAAUGGAUUGCCUAGAUACAUUGAAAAAGACUUGAUAAGUCAACUACAAGCGUUUAUUCGUAAAGAAAACGACAAUUAUGAAAAUGACUACACCACAAAUUUGAUCACAAAUGCUCUGGAAACUGAUACAGAUUAUGAAGAUUUAAUAAAAGAUUGGGAGCGUUUAAUGCGUGAAGAAAUGGCCGAAUAUGGCGAGCGAAAAUGCGCAUCUGAUGAAGAACUUUUUGCCACUGCAUAUCAUAAAAUGGUACAUUCACCAGCACUGGAAACAAUGCUCACUUUAGAACAAACUUAUGCUAAUGCAGUCAGGAAAUUAUGUGAAGAUAAAAAGAGGCAGAUUACUGAAUUGUCUAAUGAACAAGCUGAGGAGAUGAAUAAAGCAUUAGAGAGAUUAGAAGAUGAUGUUACAGAAAGUAAAAUUAAUGAGCUGGCAAGCAAACAUUUUGAAUCUCAGAGUUUUCUGCAAGUGCAAUUGACUAGUGAGUUGGAUACUAUUAAAGAAGUGCAGAGAAGGGAGUACAGAGAGUGGCUGAUGCAAAUGUUGGAAGAGAAACAAGCAAGUAGUUCAUUACCAACGCCAAACACUCCAACUUUACCAGCAAUGUGCCCCUCAACAACAUAUUACUCAAAUGAUGUUUCUCAACCUAUUUUAGAAGAGAGUUUUACUAUUCAUUUGGGUUCCCAGCUGAAACAAAUGCAUAAUAUUCGCAUUUUGUCUGCGAAUGUGAUGGAUUUGUGUGCUGUAAACAAUAAUAGUGAAUGUUCUGAGCCAACCCCGCAAAUUCUCCAAACAGCUCUAAACCUCUACUCGAAUGAUCUACACGGUAUAGUCCUAAUGACAGACAAUAUAAUCGGUUCAAGAUUAACUAAAGAUUUCCGUGAGAUUUGUCAAUCUUCAACCGAAUUCCACUUUCCACACAUUGAUGAUCAACUAGAAAAGAUCAACACUCUUCAACAACAGAUAAAAGACUCAGCAGAUGCAGCAUCAGUGCGUAAAAACACCAAUCAACUGCAAACAGGCGAUUUUUACACGACAAAACACUCAAAUUUGUCACAAGCGCAUGUUAUCUUCCAUAUUGUAGUAGAUGAUACCCUGCGCGGCAGUGACAUGAACAGUCGCCAUCCUGUUGUGCUUGGAUUGCGAAAUAUUCUAAAAACUGCUUGUUCCAAUGAUGUAACUUCACUGACCAUUCCACUGUUGUUGAAUUAUGAAAUGACUGAUGAAAUGACGGUGGCUUGGUGUGACAAGCGCGCCGAGUUGGUUUUUAAAUGCGUGAAAGGUUUCAUGAUCGAAAUGGCAUCAUGGGGUGGUUCAGAAUUGAAAAAUUUGCAGUUUAUGCUGCCGGAGGGAAUAUCAAGUGAAGUAUUUCAAUCCUUAACGGAAAUGCUGCCAAGAAUCUUCAAAGUAUCUAACCCGCUAAUAUUAAAGUAAGUAUCUUUUAAUAUUUGUAAGUAAAAUUUGCAUUAGAGCGUAAAAUAAUACUGAUAUUACUUGAUCAAUAAAUAAGUAUAAACAUUA
Messenger RNA from Dalotia coriaria, 2091 nucleotides. Its product is annotated as protein C12orf4. Gene Ontology annotation, cellular component: cytoplasm. The transcript is spliced from 5 exons. Bases 454 to 2004 code for a protein of 516 amino acids. Lineage: Eukaryota; Metazoa; Arthropoda; Insecta; Coleoptera; Staphylinidae. The record is from RefSeq and is a predicted model, not a curated record.